UAUUUAAUUUAAAAACAUUUAAAAAUCUUACAGAUGAGAUGAGACUCGGGAAUACGGAUAAGUGGCGGACAAGGAGGUUUUAGGCAGAGAGAAGGAGAAUGCUUGUUCUUCGCGCUCCCACAGGACCUGUCUCCGCCGCCAGAUUCAUCACCAAACCCAACCCUCGUAUUCCUUCUUCGGAUCCAUGGCUCGGACUCGUUCCCUCCGCUAACACUCGCCGUCGGCGACGCGUCGUCCUCACUCUCUCUAACUCUGACUCAAACGGAAGCGUCAAAUCCGCCACACCUUCUACUCCACCUACAGGAGACGACACAGUCUUCGUCGGUCAAGAGAAUGUUCCGCUCGAAGGCGUUAUUCAAUUCGAUAAACCAAAAUCAGAUGCUUCAAUCAAGAAAUGGGGCCGUGUGGCUUUACUUGCUGGUGGGGAUGUUUUGGCUUUGCUUAUCUUCUCUGCAAUUGGGAGAUUCAGCCAUGGAUUCCCUGUGCUUAGCUUCGAUACUCUUCACACAGCUGACCCUUUCAUUGCUGGAUGGUUUCUGAGUGCUUAUUUCUUGGGAGGAUAUGCGGAGGAAGGGAGAGGAAUGAAGGGUCAGUCAAAAGCUGUGCUAGCAGCCGCUAAAACUUGGGCUCUCGGUGUUCCGCUUGGGGUGAUAAUAAGGUCAACCUCGUCAGGCCACAUCCCAUCUUAUAGCUUUAUCUUGGUGACAAUGGGAAGUACUGCUGUUUUACUUAUUGGGUGGAGAGCACUUUUAUUCAGUGUGCUUCCUUCAGAGUCAAAGAAGAAAGAUGACACAUAUCGAAAAGGCAGCGCAUUCGAACUAUUUGAGUUGCUUACUUCAUUAAUAAGACGGUGGUAAUGGAGCUUCGCAUCCAUGAACAUACGGGCGGAUGGAAGUUAAUAUUCUAUAUGCAUAUAUCUCAUCCUGUCAGCAGAGGAUAGAUUUGAAAAGUUCCAGGACAACUGUAAUAUUUAUAUAUAUUUGCAGGGAGGGAUGCCAUUACUUGUGCCAAGCAAUUCUUACCUGUUGUCCCAAACAAUUUCUAUAAUGUAUGAAUACUCGAAAAGAGUCACUUAAGCA
This is a messenger RNA of Brassica napus (rape), 1079 nucleotides long. RefSeq lists its product as uncharacterized. Lineage: Eukaryota; Viridiplantae; Streptophyta; Magnoliopsida; Brassicales; Brassicaceae. The transcript has 5 exons. The record is from RefSeq and is a predicted model, not a curated record. The coding region runs from base 99 to 857 and encodes 252 amino acids.